ACACCUCAUACUUACCUUGAUGGCACAUUCCUCUUCAACUACCUAGGAAUGUGGGCCGUGGGGGCCUCUCAUAGCACGGCGACCAUGUCCUCAGGGGGGCCUUGCGGUUUGUAUGGGCUUCGGCUCAUGCACCGUCUCAAUAUUUCCCUGUUCCACUUUGGCCCUCGGGCUGGGUGGGCGGUCACUUUUUUUUUGGCCCCUGCGCUCUCCUAA
Molecule: messenger RNA, 213 nt
Organism: Postia placenta MAD-698-R-SB12
Lineage: Eukaryota; Fungi; Basidiomycota; Agaricomycetes; Polyporales; Adustoporiaceae
Exons: 1
Source: RefSeq, a predicted model, not a curated record